UCAUUGCUUCCACGCAUCGUGUCGUAUGUCACCGCGCUGGAGCGUGGUGAUCCAGAUGCUCGAACUGCGCUAUUACAGACCUUUCCUGUACAGGAGUCUGAGUAUACGCAGCCGGACGAUUGUCUCGAAGAAGCCAAUCCCUACGGUUUCCACCACGACAAAGUUCAGCACACUUUCGUUGGCGCGUAUCGAGCUGAAUCUGCUGAUGAGCUCUUCNGCAACGACUACGAUCCCCCGCUAGGACAGUUGGUUAUCCGCAUGCCUACAAACCGGCAUGUUGUCCCCAUACAGAGGUUUGUCGAGCUAGUCUUGGCCAAGAUCACUGCCCAAGCCCACAUCCUUGAGCAAGACCACCCAAUCAUUUCCCGACGCCUUCUCAAACUGCGAUCUUUCUUAACGUCCGAUAUAGACCUACUCAGCGACGAGGAUAAAGUCGGUCACAAGUCACCCGAUGUCUACAUUGGCUAUUCAGACCGAGUUUAUCCGCAGGUCGUCUUCGAGGUCGCGUACAACCAGGAUCGUAGAGCGCUA
Aureobasidium musti is the source of this 531-nucleotide messenger RNA. The record is from the annotation of a GenBank genome assembly. NCBI's taxonomy places the organism in Eukaryota, Fungi, Ascomycota, Dothideomycetes, Dothideales, Saccotheciaceae.